Ustilago hordei is the source of this 1941-nucleotide messenger RNA. RefSeq names its product putative FLR1 - Putative H+ antiporter involved in multidrug resistance. The transcript has a single exon. Gene Ontology annotation, biological process: xenobiotic detoxification by transmembrane export across the plasma membrane. Lineage: Eukaryota; Fungi; Basidiomycota; Ustilaginomycetes; Ustilaginales; Ustilaginaceae. Bases 1 to 1941 code for a protein of 646 amino acids. Gene Ontology annotation, molecular function: fluconazole transmembrane transporter activity. The record is from RefSeq and is a predicted model, not a curated record.
AUGUCGGCAACCGCCGACAACCUUCAUCACCAAUCGGAUCCUCACAACCCCAAGGAGCGUCCGCAACCGCAACACGCUCGCCCAUACAAGCUGCCUUGGUACAAGGAUACCGUCUGGAGCAUACUUGCAAACAAGCUGACCAAGGGCAAAGCACUGCCUUUCCCUGAAGAGCGUGAAGACUUUGUACCUCCCGGGCAGUACCUCCCAGGCUACCAAACACGCCACGCCAAUUCCAACGUUCAGCAGCGAACGGGAUCGCAUGACUCUCAUCUCUCCAACAACAAUGGUGCCUCCUCAACUGCCGCAUCUGCUUCGCGUGCAACUGAGGCUACCCACGUCAACCCGCACAGUAGCAACAACAAGGACAGGUCCGGCAGCGCUUCACCUGUGCAGCGCCAAUCCAAGGACGAAAACGCCGAGUCUGCACCAGACGACAUAAACGAUGACUCCCAUCCUUACCUCAUCGAUUGGAACGGCCCCAAUGACCCCGACAACCCCCUCAACUGGUCCAUGGCUCACAAGUCCUUCGUGACAUUUCUCCUCUGUCUCCUCACCUUCUCCGUCUACAUGGGUUCCGCCAUCUAUACCCCUGGUGUCCAACUCCUCGCUAACUGGUUUGGCGUCGGCACCGUCACCGCAACCCUCGGUCUUACUCUUUUCGUAUUCGGCUACGGUUUGGGCCCAAUGGUCGGUUUAAGUUCGAUGUCUGAAAUCCCCGCCUUCGGACGAACUAUGCCCUACUUGAUCACCCUGUUCCUCUUUGUCAUCCUCCAGGUUCCCACCGCGUUGGUCAACAAUAUUGCAGGAUUCAUGAUUCUUCGUUUCCUCGCAGGGCUCUUUGGCUCGCCUCCCCUCGCUACAGGUGGUGCUAGUAUCGGAGACGUGUACGCUCCCAGGAACAGACCUCUGGCUAUCGGUGUAUGGGGUCUUUCCGCUGUGUGCGGUCCAGUGCUCGGUCCUUUGAUCGGUGGUUUCGCCUCUCAGAGCUUCGGUGCUGAGGGCUGGAGAUGGACCAUCUGGCCUCUCCUCAUGCUCUCGGGUUUCACUCUUGUCGUCCUCAUCUUGACGCUUCCCGAGACUUCGUCUUCCAACAUCCUCUUCCGACGUACACAGCGUCUUCGAAAGUUGACUGGCAACCCACAUCUCCGCUCCAAGGGCGAAAUCCUCUCCUCUCACCUGACCGGCAAAGAGCUUGCCCUCAUGACCUUCGUCCGUCCAUUCGCCCUCUCCUUCAAAGAACCUAUCGUCCUCGGCAUCAACUUGCACGUUGGGUUGGUGUACGGCAUCCUCUAUACUUUUUUUGAGGCCUUUCCAAUCGUCUUCAUUGAGACCUACGGAUUCAACUACGGUGAACUCGGUCUUGCAUUCAUGGGUAUCUUCGUCGGCGCCAUCUUCAUCUAUUUCCCCUUCUGGCUCUGGCACAAGUAUUCCUACGGACCCCUCUUUGACAAGCAAAACGGUAAAGUGGCUCCUGAAAAGUGGCUCGAGCCUGCCAUUCUAGGCGCUUGGGCAAUCCCAAUCUGCAUGUUUGGUUUCGGCUGGACAGCUACCGCUUCCAUCCACUGGAUUGUACCUAUCAUCUUUUCGGCCUUCUUUUCCAUCGGUACUUUCUUGAUCUUCCAGUCGGGUCUGGCCUAUCUUGGCGACUGUUACCCCGACUACAUCGCUAGUGUCUACGCUGGUAACGACUUCUUCCGUGCAAGCAUCGGUGGCGCUUUGCCUUUGGUCGCCAGAGCUAUGUUCAACAACUUGCAGGCUAACGGUCCCCGAGCAUUCCCUGUCGCUUGGGGAAGCGUUUUGAUGGGCUGCAUCUCUAUCGUUAUGGGUCCCAUUCCCAUCCUGCUGUACAAGUAUGGUCCCAAGCUUCGAACCAUAUCCAAGUACGCUCUCGAUCCCAGCGGUGGCUCAGAACAGUCGAGCGAGAAGCAGGCCAGCAAUUAA